AACCCCCUGGUCUCCAAAGAAGAGACCCAAGUCCACAACACACUGAUUUCGGGGCUGCCAAGCAGGAUUAGCAGCCACAGGGCUGGAGAGAAGUGCCAGUCAGCUGAGGAUGCUGCCGCCCCUCUGCUGCCGCUGCCCUCAGGGGCCGCCGCUGCCCUUCCCCUGGAGGGUGGCCUCGCCGGCCGCGACAGUGGGCAUAUACAGGAAGUGGCAGAAAUAAAGAAAAACAGCCUGUUGACUUUCCUUGCGUGGUGGUAUGAGGGGGCCUCCCAGGCCAGGGCAGUGUCCUUUUUAGGAGGGGAAGCCAGGGAGAUGUCCAAACGGCAGGAAGUCCUGCCCCUCCAACAGUCCACUUGCCGAGAUGAAACGCCCUGCAAGAAUUUCUAUUGGAAGACCUUCUCCUCCUGCAAAUAAAGCCCCACCCAUAAUUAC
Delphinapterus leucas (beluga whale) is the source of this 432-nucleotide messenger RNA. RefSeq names its product cortistatin (gene CORT). The record is from RefSeq and is a predicted model, not a curated record. Gene Ontology annotation, biological process: regulation of cell migration; adenylate cyclase-inhibiting G protein-coupled receptor signaling pathway. NCBI's taxonomy places the organism in Eukaryota, Metazoa, Chordata, Mammalia, Artiodactyla, Monodontidae. Gene Ontology annotation, cellular component: extracellular region. Gene Ontology annotation, molecular function: G protein-coupled receptor binding; neuropeptide hormone activity.